AUGCGUAUGACUUUUUCUAAAUGCACACUCGGAUCAAGUACUGGACAAGCACCUGGAGAAGAUAGUGAAGUUAUCUUAUACCCUCAGGCAAUUUUCAAGGACCCAUUCCGUGGAGGAAACAACAUUUUGGUCAUAUGUGACACCUAUACACCGGCUGGUGAGCCCAUUCCUACAAACAAGCGCUACAGAGCUGCACAGAUCUUUAGCAACCCGAAGGUUAUAGCAGAAGUACCAUGGUUUGGCAUAGAGCAAGAGUACACCUUACUGCAAACAAACGUGAAAUGGCCCUUGGGUUGGCCUGCUGGAGGCUACCCCGGUCCUCAGGGCCCUUAUUACUGUGGUGCUGGAGCAGAUAAGAUAUUUGGACGGGACAUAUCUGAUGCUCAUUACAAGGCCUGCUUAUACGCUGGAAUAAAUAUUAGUGGAACGAAUGGUGAAGUUAUGCCUGGGCAGUGGGAAUUUCAAGUAGGUCCUAGCGUGGGAAUUGAAGCUGGAGAUCACAUCUGGUGUGCUAGGUACCUUCUUGAGAGAAUUACUGAACAAGCAGGAGUUGUUCUUACACUUGAUCCAAAACCAAUAGAGGGUGACUGGAAUGGUGCAGGAUGCCACACCAAUUACAGUACAAAGAGUAUGAGGGAGGAUGGAGGGUACGAGAAAAUAAAGAAAGCAAUCCUGAGUCUAUCUCUUCGACACAAGGAUCACAUAAGUGCUUAUGGAGAAGGAAAUGAAAGAAGGUUGACAGGAAAGCACGAAACUGCUGAUAUCAACACAUUUUCUUGGGGAGUUGCUAAUCGUGGUUGCUCAAUCCGUGUUGGGCGUGAAACUGAGAAGAAUGGCAAAGGUUAUUUGGAAGACAGGCGCCCCGCUUCUAACAUGGAUCCGUACGUUGUUACUUCAUUACUUGCCGAAACUACUAUUCUUUGGGAGCCCACACUUGAGGCAGAAGCUCUUGCUGCACAGAAGAUUGCAUUAAAGGUUUAAACAACUGAAGCUGCAGUACAAAGACGUGAACUUAUUCUGAAAUGCACGAGCUCGUAGGACUGCAGCUCGUUCUCUUUAUCUGUAACCACUUUGGGGAGAUGCCAUGUAAAUGAGGAACCUAAAUUGGCUGUCAGCCGUUCUUAAUUAAUUGGUUCCUUUGAGAUUCCAAUUUGUUUGGGAUCAGAGGGUUCAUGAAUCUGUUUUGUAGAUUGACAUUCGAUUGUGCUUUUUUUUUUUUUCUAAUGAGAUGGUGCUUUGGUUUUUCUGUUUUA
Messenger RNA from Coffea arabica (coffee), 1253 nucleotides. NCBI's taxonomy places the organism in Eukaryota, Viridiplantae, Streptophyta, Magnoliopsida, Gentianales, Rubiaceae. The record is from RefSeq and is a predicted model, not a curated record.